This is a messenger RNA of Nothobranchius furzeri (turquoise killifish), 3894 nucleotides long. It is a transcript of the gene rfx2, whose product is annotated as regulatory factor X, 2 (influences HLA class II expression). Gene Ontology annotation, molecular function: DNA-binding transcription factor activity, RNA polymerase II-specific; RNA polymerase II cis-regulatory region sequence-specific DNA binding. Gene Ontology annotation, cellular component: nucleus. The record is from RefSeq and is a predicted model, not a curated record. Gene Ontology annotation, biological process: regulation of transcription by RNA polymerase II. Lineage: Eukaryota; Metazoa; Chordata; Actinopteri; Cyprinodontiformes; Nothobranchiidae.
GGUAGCAACAGUUGCCUCGAGACCCUGUGGCGCUAGUGACUGUAGCCGUGGAGACAGUUACUUACCAACGGGCGCAACACUCAUCAGCAGCAGCAGCAUCUGGAAGUCGCCGAGCGAGUGGGGGAGAGGGCAGAACUUUUCUCAAAGCAAAGCUUUUCCAGAAUGCAGAACUCCGAGGGAGGGUCAGACACCACAGCUGGUGUGGCGGCUCUGCGGACAUCGUCAUCAGCCCAGGCUCCUGUGGUCCAGCCGGUACCGGCCUCUCAGCAGAGGGUGCUGGUUCAAGCCACAGGCUCAGCUCAGAAAGGAGGACAAGUACAGCAGCUUUCAGUAUCCAGGGCCCAACAGGCCCCUCAGCAGCAGGUGCAACAUGUCUACCCAUCCCAAGUCCAGUAUGUAGGAGAAAGUGGAGAUGCUGUUUAUACCAACGGAACGAUCCGAACAGCCUACUCCUAUAACCCUGAGAGUCAGCUGUAUGGGCAGAACAGUGGGGGGACCUACUUUGACUCUCAGGCCGGUGGAACUCAUGUCACCACGGUGGUUUCCUCUGCCAGUAGUGGCGUGCCCCCCCAUGGCAUGGUUGGCAUUGCCAUGGACGUGGGCAGCACCUACCUGAUCCAUAGUGGAAGCAUGGAGGGAAACCGCAACCACAUAUCGCACUCGUCACGCUCCUCCUCGGCUAUGCUUGAAAUGGCGAUUGAAAACCUCCAAAAGUCUGACGGAAUUGCGAGUCACAAAAGCAGCCUGCUCAACAGUCAUCUGCAGUGGCUGCUGGACAACUACGAGACGGCGGAGGGGGUGAGCCUGCCCCGCUGCUCGCUGUAUAACCAUUACUUGAGGCACUGUCAGGAACAGAAACUGGAUCCGGUCAAUGCUGCCUCCUUCGGGAAGCUCAUCCGCUCUGUCUUUAUGGGCCUGAGGACGCGCCGCCUUGGAACCAGAGGCAACUCAAAGUAUCAUUACUAUGGCAUCCGGGUGAAGCCGGACUCGCCCCUCAACCGGCUGCAGGAGGACACCCAGUACAUGGCCAUGAGACAGCAGCCGGUGCACCAGAAGCAGAGGUUCAAGCCUCUGCAGAAGGUGGAUGGCAUGUCUGACAGCCUGUGUGGGAGCUCUCAGCACUGCAGCAGCACUCCGGAGCAGUCCAUAGCAGCUCAGAGCCAACACCACCAGCAGUACAUCGAUACGUCUCACUCCUUGCCUCCGUUUCCCUCUCCCGACCUGGGCUCCCUGUCUCUGCCUGAGCGCAUCAGCAUGAGGGAUAUCAAGAAACUGCAAACACUCUACAGAGGCCACUGCGAGGCCACUUUGGACGUGGUGAUGAAUCUCCAUUUUCACUAUAUUGAGAAUCUCUGGCAAACCUUUUGGAAUUCAACACCGCCACCUAGUGAUGGGAGCACAACCAUCCCCAGCAGUGACGAUGACCUCGAACGUGUGAUUCCCAAUGAGAAGCUGAUUGCUCUGUGUAAAUAUGAACCUGUCCGACUAUGGAUGAGGAGCUGUGACCACAUCCUGUAUCAGGCCCUGGUGGAGAUCCUCAUCCCUGAUGUGCUGCGUCCGGUUCCCAGCACUCUCACUCAGGCCAUCCGAAACUUUGCCAAGAGUCUGGAAGGCUGGCUCACAAACGCCAUGAGCAGCUUCCCACAGGAGAUUGUUCGCACCAAGGGGGCGGUAGUCAGCGCAUUUGCUCAGACUUUAAGACGAUACACCAGUCUGAACCACCUGGCCCAGGCAGCUCGAGCCGUCCUCCAGAACACGUCCCAGAUAAACCAGAUGCUCUCGGACCUCAACAGGGUGGACUUUGCCAACGUCCAGGAGCAGGCUUCCUGGGUGUGUCAGUGUGACGAGAGUGUGGUUCAGCGUCUGGAGCAGGACUUUAAGGUCACCCUGCAGCAGCAGAGCUCUCUGGACCAAUGGGCCACCUGGCUGGAUAACGUCGUCUCUCAAGUUCUGAAACCUCACCAGGGCAGCCCCAGUUUCCCCAAAGCUGCUCGCCAGUUCCUGCUGAAGUGGUCAUUUUACAGCUCUAUGGUGAUCAGAGAUCUGACCCUGCGCAGUGCUGCUAGUUUUGGCUCCUUUCACCUGAUUCGCCUGCUGUAUGACGAGUACAUGUUCUACCUGGUGGAACACCGCGUGGCUCAGGCCACUGGAGAAACUCCCAUUGCAGUCAUGGGAGAGUUCAGUGACCUGAGCUCCAUGAUGCCAUCACUCAUGGAGAAGGAUACAUCAUUCUCAGACGAUCUGAGUAACCUGGGCAGCGAGGCAGAUACAUCCAGAGGUCCCGCUGAGCCGGCUGUAAAGAGGGAAAGGAUUGAGAUGAGCCACCCUCUGCAGGAGAUGUGAGACCAGUCUGACCAGUGUCUUCGUCAGGAGGGGUUCCUUCUCCAGCAGUCGUGUAAAUAGAGAAGAGUGUUGUAGCAGCAGCAGCAUCAUGAUCAUCAUCAUCAUCAUCAUCCCUCCCUUCUGGAGUUUAUAUAGAUGCUUUUUUUCCCCUUUUAAAGACUCACAGGGUAACAUGGAUCGGAUUCUUCUGUUUUUGUUGGAAUUGUUAAUUUCCUUUGUACAGUAACUUUUUAUCAGACAGAUAAUUGGAGUGGUGGUGUGUGUUGUACGUGAUUCAUCUUUUUUGUUUUUAGCUGUGCCAUGGUGUCCUUUUGAGUGCCUUAGAUUUUUAACUCCUGAACCACCACUACAGUGUGUGUGUCUGCCCUUCAGCUGUGCCUCUACCGCAGUAUGAAUGUAUCGUCUUCAAACCUCAAACAUUCAAAGCACCUUUAACAUCGAUGGGGUGUUGGUGCGGUCUCCUGGUUGCCUCUUCAGCUCGUAGCAAACGUGUGGGAAAAGGUCAAAGAGAACAGGAACACGCAGCCUACAAACCCAAAGGACUUUUCCCUUUUGUCCUUCUCACCAGCUCAGCUGAGUUUCCUCUGCGUCUGGCUGCAGGACCUCACCAUGUGGCAGGAAGCCGGGUAACUCGACUGUUAGAUGUUUGUUUACCUCAAUAUUUCUGCUCUGAUGACAGGAGGCAGGAACAUUUUAUAAAAAGCCACGGCUCUUUUCCAUGUCCCUCCUGAUCUGGUGUCAGCUGGUGGAGGAUCUGUGAGCUGCUUUACUGGAGCAACCCCAGACUAAUCACCGUAAUGGAGACGAGAUCCUAAAUACCUGUUAGAGCUUUAGACCCGUGAAGCCAAAACCCUCCAACUAAAAGAGAAUCUGACCUUUGACCUCAUGCUGUUACUCAGAUAAAGUCUUAUAUUCUGUGUAAAUCAAAUAGAAAAUUCUGUGUCAUUUGGGAAAUUUGUGGAUAAUAAAUUAUAUAUACAUAUAUCUUUAUAUGGUGUAGAGAGUGUGUGCUUUGUGGCCUUUCCCGAAUCCUCUGAUGCUGUACUUGUCAAAAUAAACACUUUGAUUUGUAACCAAUUCAAUUUGUUUCCAAUCUGAACUGUUAAAUGUGGAAAAUUUAGUUGUUACAGUUGACGUCGCUGCCUUCAGAAAGCUAAACAGUCACAAUAAAAGUCCUAUUUAUAGCGACUAAUCUGAUUUGACGAUGUCAUUUGUUUGGUUGUUAUUUUUUUUUCGCCCUCUGAUUUUGCUGUAGCAAUGAUUUAUUUAAGGCUUUGUGUAACUUGUGCCUGUCACAGUAAUUUGCCUUAAAAGUGCUUUGAAAAAAGUUAUUUGUAAUGUUUCGUAAGGCCGUUUUAGACUUUGGCGGAGGAAUAUUUUUAUUGAACUAGGCUCUUACAAGUAUACUGAACCAUUAUAUGUGUGUAUUUCUAAACCUGUUCUCGACUACACUAACUGGCCUAAGGACAGAUGAUGGUCUGUAAUAAACUACAUAGUUCAGCUGUAUUUUGUAUUUGGUCACAAUGUGUAAUAAACUGUUGUAAACUCAAA